Molecule: messenger RNA, 770 nt
Organism: Dentiscutata heterogama
Lineage: Eukaryota; Fungi; Glomeromycota; Glomeromycetes; Diversisporales; Gigasporaceae
Source: the annotation of a GenBank genome assembly
AUGAGUGAAACUGAUAUAUUAACUGCGCAAUUUAUCUCUGCUUAUACAUAUCUUAACAAACAUUCAAAUAUUAAGUUAUCUGAUGAAAUAAAAUUAAAGCUUUAUGGCGCUUAUAAAGCUGCAACAAUUGGCAUUUGCAACACACCAAAACCCUCUUUACUAGAUUUUAGAGGUAGAGCCAAAUGGGAUUCUUGGAACGAACUAGGUGACAUUGCAAAAGAGGAGGCAAAGCAACGUUAUAUUGAUAUUUUAGAACAAGCAAAUGUUGGAUGGAGUAGAGACCAUGUGGACAAUGAUGAAAAUUCGUCGGAUACUGAUGACAAUGAUAAAAUAGACAAUGGAACGAUGGAUACUCCACGAGAUAGAUGGACAUAUGUUUCCACUUUGUCAUAUGGAGAAGAAGAAGUAGAGACAAAUGAUGAUAUGUUUUCAUACGCCAAGCAAGGUAAGUCUUCUGAAAUAAGUGGAAUAUUAGAAUCAGGAGAAGCUAACGUAAAUGCUAAGGACGACCAGGGAUUGUCACUCUUACAUUGGGCUUGUGAUCGAGGACAUUUGGAUGUCGUCAAAUUAUUGAUUGAAAAAGGUGCUGACAUAAACAUUUUGUCAGAUGGAAAUGAGACUCCUUUACAUUAUGCAUGUAUUUCUGAGCAUUUUGAUUGCGCAAGUUAUUUGUAUAAAAAUGGCGCCAACAUUUUGCUUAAAGAUGAGGAUGGAUUAACAGCUUUUGAACAUUGUAGUAUUGAAUUUAAAAAUUCAAUUAUUCAAGAAUA